GGCUGAGCCAGGAGCAGGAGCAGGAAGCACCCUGGGAUCCUUUUGCUGGUGCCCACAGUCAACUCUGCCUCUCAAGUGAGGAGAAGCAUGACUGCAGGCUCUUCCUAAUUCUUCUGCUGGCCAUCCUCACCUUGUCCCUCUUACCUGCUCCCGACACUCACCUAUCAUGGCUAUGCCCUACUCUUUCACCAGCCUCCUCCUCCUCCUCCUUGUUGUGCCCCUUUCCCAGGCUGCAAACCAGUCCCUACUGCCCCUUGGCUCCCUGCCUGCUGUCCCCACCCUGCCCCUCCUGCAGGCCCUGCAAACACGGGCUCCAGGCAGCCCAGGCUGGCAAGCGAGGCCAGCCAGUGGGCAGCCCCUGCGCUACAUGCUGGAUCUGUACCGGCGUGCUGCUGACCGCGAAGGCCGGCCCCGCCGCAGCCGCAGCCUUGGCACCAACACCAUCCGCCUGGUCCCGGCCACUUCCCAUGGGGGUCAGCCCUGGGCAGGUCGCUGGUACUUGCAGGCCCUCACCUACCACGUGGAGAGCCAGCCAGAGGUUGAGCACCUCCUCAGAGCUACUGUGGUUUACCUGCCCAGUCUGUCACUGGCCCAUGGUCGCCUCCUCUGCGCUCUGGAGCUGGUGAUGGCUGAUGAGGCACCCAGGGUGCUGCUCAGCCCUACUGCCCGUCCCCGCCAUGGCUGGGCUGAAGUUGAUGUCACCCCUUACCUGGUGUUGGGGAACAGCAGCGUGGGGAGCCUGGUACUGCAGCAUGUCUGUGUGCGCGCUGGCCGAGCAGGAGGCCACAAUGCCUCAGUGGCCCCUGGCCACCCUUUCCUCAUUCUCUACCUUAACGAUACCCAGGCAGGGUUGGCACCUCUGUCAGCAGAGCCCCACCGGCACCGACGUGAUACAGGGACACUGGCUCAUGACCUGUCCAGCUACCUGCGGGAGCAGGGAGGGGAGAAGAGUGACUGUUCCCUCCACUCCUUCCCUGUCAGUUUUGCACAGCUGGGCUGGGACCACUGGAUCAUCGCUCCUCACCGCUACAACCCACGCUACUGCAAGGGCACCUGUCCCCACCUGCUCCGCUAUGACUACCACGCACCCAACCACGCUGUGGUGCAGAGUUUUGUCCAUCAGCUUGUGGAUGCCAGUGUGCCCCGGCCCUCCUGUGUGCCCUAUCGCUACAGCCCCAUCAGUGUCCUCAUGAUUGAGCGCAAUGGAGGCAUACUGUACAAGGAAUUCGAGAACAUGAUUGCAGAGUCCUGCACUUGCCGGUAA
Lonchura striata (white-rumped munia) is the source of this 1264-nucleotide messenger RNA. It is a transcript of the gene BMP15, whose product is annotated as bone morphogenetic protein 15. Gene Ontology annotation, molecular function: cytokine activity; growth factor activity. NCBI's taxonomy places the organism in Eukaryota, Metazoa, Chordata, Aves, Passeriformes, Estrildidae. The record is from RefSeq and is a predicted model, not a curated record. Gene Ontology annotation, cellular component: extracellular region.